GUACACUGCAGGGAAGGACCUACCCUACAAGGUUUGAACACCACACCACCAACUGAAGCUACCUUAAGGAACCCAGUGAUGCUGCCCAGGCUGUGAACAAGGGGGCAGCACUGUGGGGGCUGCCAGCAGCCGGGGCUGGGAGAGACAUGUGGACACGUAGCCCCUAUGGCUCCCGCCUACCAGAUCCUCCGCUGGGCCGUUGCCCUGGGGCUGGGCCUCACAUUCAAAUUCACACAGGCCUUUCGAUCUCAAGAUGAGUUCCUGUCCAGCCUGGAGAGCUAUGAGAUCGCCUUCCCCACCCGUGUGGACCACAACGGGGCACUGCUGGCUUUCUCUCCCCCUGCCCAACCAAGGCAGCGCCGGGGCACGGGAGCCGCAGCUGAGUCCCGCCUCUUCUACAAGGUGGCCGCACCCAGCACCCACUUCCUGCUGAAUCUGACCCACAGCCCCCGUCUGCUGGCAGGGCACGUCUCGGUGGAGUACUGGACCCGGGAGGGCCUGGCCUGGCAGAGGGCUGCCCGGGCCCACUGCCUCUAUGCCGGCCACCUACAAGGCCAGGCCAGCAGCUCCCACGUGGCCAUCAGCACCUGUGGGGGCCUGCAUGGCCUGAUUGUGGCAGAUGAGGAGGAAUACCUGAUCGAGCCCCUGCGAGGGGCUGCCAAGGGGGCCCGGGGACCAGAGGAAAGCGGCCCGCAUGUGGUAUACAAACGUUCUUCCCUGCGCCACCCCCAUCUGGACACAGCCUGUGGAGUGAGAGAUGAGAAAGCAUGGAAAGGUCGGCCAUGGUGGCUGCGCACCCUGAAGCCACCGCCCGCCCGGCCCCUGGGGAAUGAAACGGAGCGAGGCCAGCCCGGCCUGAAGCGCUCAGUCAGCCGAGAGCGCUACGUGGAGACCCUCGUCGUGGCCGACAAGAUGGUGGUAGCCUACCAUGGCCGCCGAGACGUGGAACAGUACGUGCUGGCCAUCAUGAACAUUGUUGCUAAACUUUUCCAGGACUCAAGUCUGGGCAGCAUCGUUAACAUCCUGGUAACUCGCCUCAUUCUGCUCACUGAGGACCAGCCCACCCUAGACAUCACCCACCAUGCUGGGAAGUCCCUCGACAGCUUCUGCAAGUGGCAGAAGUCCAUUGUGAACCACAGCGGCCACGGCAAUGCCAUUCCAGAGAACGGCAUGGCCAACCACGACACGGCAGUGCUGAUCACGCGCUAUGACAUCUGCAUCUAUAAGAGCAAACCGUGCGGCACAUUAGGCCUGGCCCCCGUGGGUGGGAUGUGCGAACGAGAAAGGAGCUGCAGUAUCAAUGAGGACAUCGGCCUGGCCACCGCCUUCACCAUUGCUCACGAGAUCGGGCACACAUUCGGCAUGAACCAUGACGGUGUGGGGAACAGCUGUGGCGCCAGGGGCCAAGAUCCAGCAAAGCUCAUGGCCGCCCACAUUACCAUGAAAACCAACCCAUUCGUGUGGUCAUCCUGCAGCCGGGACUAUAUCACCAGCUUCCUGGAUUCGGGCCUGGGGCUCUGCUUGAACAACCGCCCCCCCAGACAGGACUUCGUGUACCCAACCGUGGCCCCCGGCCAAGCCUAUGAUGCCGACGAGCAAUGUCGGUUCCAGCACGGAGUCAAAUCGCGUCAGUGUAAAUACGGGGAGGUCUGCAGCGAGCUUUGGUGUCUCAGCAAGAGCAACCGGUGCAUCACCAACAGCAUCCCGGCCGCCGAAGGCACGCUGUGCCAGACGCACACCAUCGACAAGGGGUGGUGCUACAAGCGGGUGUGUGUCCCCUUCGGAUCGCGACCAGAGGGCGUAGACGGGGCCUGGGGCCCCUGGGCCCCGUGGGGUGACUGCAGCAGGACGUGUGGCGGCGGUGUGUCCACGUCCAGCCGCCACUGUGACAGCCCCAGGCCAACCAUCGGGGGCAAGUACUGUCUAGGGGAGAGGCGGCGCCACCGCUCCUGCAACACCGAGGACUGUCCUCCUGGCUCCCAGGAUUUCAGGGAAAUGCAGUGUUCUGAGUUUGACAGUAUCCCUUUCCGUGGAAAAUUCUACACAUGGAAGACAUACCGAGGGGGGGGCGUGAAGGCCUGUUCCCUGACUUGCCUAGCAGAGGGUUUCAACUUUUACACGGAGAGAGCGGCGGCCGUGGUGGACGGGACACCCUGCCGCCCGGACACUGUGGACAUUUGUGUCAGCGGUGAGUGCAAGCACGUGGGCUGUGACCGAGUCCUGGGUUCUGACCUGAGGGAGGACAAGUGCCGAGUAUGUGGAGGUGACGGCAGUUCCUGCGAGACCAUCGAGGGCGUCUUCAGCCCAGCCUUGCCUGGGGCAGGGUAUGAGGAUGUCGUCUGGAUCCCCAAAGGGUCAGUCCACAUUUUCCUCCUGGACCUGAACCUGUCCCUCAGUCACCUGGCUCUAAAGGGAGACCAGGAGUCCCUGUUGCUGGAGGGCCUGCCGGGGACCCCCCAGCCUCAUCGCCUGCCCCUAGCCGGAACUACUUUUCACUUGCGUCAGGGACCAGACCAGGCCCAGAGCCUUGAAGCCCUGGGACCCAUUAAUGCGUCACUUGUUGUCAUGGUGCUGGCUCGCAAAGAGCUUCCUGCCCUUCGCUACCGCUUCAACGCGCCCAUCGCCCGGGACACCCUGCCCCCCUACUCUUGGCACUACGCGCCCUGGACCAAGUGCUCAGCCCAGUGUGCAGGCGGCAGCCAGGUGCAGGUGGUGGAGUGCCGGAACCAGCUGGACCGCUCCACCGUGGCCCACCACUACUGCAGCGCCCACAGCAAACUGCCCAAGAGGCAGCGCGCUUGCAACACGGAGCCCUGCCCACCUGACUGGGUGGUGGGGAACUGGACGCGGUGCAGCCGCAGCUGCGAUGCGGGCGUGCGCAGCCGCUCGGUGGUGUGCCAGCGCCGCGUGUCCGCCGUGGAGGAGAAGUCGCUGGAUGACAGCGCGUGCCCGCAGCCGCGCCCCCCGGUGCUAGAGGCGUGCCAGGGCCCCACAUGCCCGCCGGAGUGGUCAGCCCUGGACUGGUCUGAGAACCUCCGCCGCUGCCCCCCGGCCCGCUGGGUGGCCAGCGAGUGGGGCGAGUGCUCCGCGCAGUGCGGCCUGGGCCAGCAGCAGCGCGCCGUGCGCUGCACCGGCCACACCGGCCAGCCGUCCCGGGACUGCGCCGAGGCCCUGCGGCCGCCCACCACCCAGCAGUGCGAGGCCAAGUGCGACCCUGCGCCCCCCGGGGAUGGCCCCGAAGAGUGCAAGGAUGUGAACAAGGUUGCAUACUGCCCCCUGGUGCUCAAAUUCCAGUUCUGCAGCCGAGCCUACUUCCGCCAGAUGUGUUGCAAAACCUGCCAGGGCCGCUAGUGGGGGUGCGCGGUACCUGGAGCUGUCGUGGAGCCGCGGCUGAGGGGGAACCCCAACCAGAGAGGGUCCCAGAGGGCGGGAGCUGGGAGUGAAGGGUGACAUGGAGCUGGAACUUAUUUAUUGGGAACCCCUACAGGGCCUCUGGUUAGGGGAUGAAGAGGAGCUGGCUACCCCCUCCCCAGUCCCUCUAAAGUCCCUUGUCCAGUUCAUAACCAGACCCCCCCCUCUUCAGGGAUGGAUUUAAGGAAGGGGGUACCUAUUUGUCCCAGCACCAUUUGCACCCACCCUUAAGGAGUCCCCUCCCCUACCCUCUGAUCGAAAUAUGUACUGUGAAGAGUGGGAGUGGGAGAGGGGGCUACCAGCACCCUCCCCCCAGCACUGUCUAACUCCCUCCCACUCUGAGCUGGUGGGGAUCCAGGCUUGCUAAGGGGGACAGGACCUAGCACCACCUCCGUGACACCCUCUCCCAAAACCGACCAGGGGGAAGAUUCACCCCAACCUCUGCUCUCACUGAUCCAUGGGGGGACCCCAACAUCCAAGCCACCCCCAUCAUGCCGGUUACAAGGCCUCACCCUGGGGGCCACGCUCCUCGCAGGAAACCCUACAUCAAUAAAGUUCUGUCUUAAAUAGAUUUCUGUGAGUGUGAGU
Molecule: messenger RNA, 3999 nt
Organism: Dipodomys ordii (Ord's kangaroo rat)
Lineage: Eukaryota; Metazoa; Chordata; Mammalia; Rodentia; Heteromyidae
Gene: Adamts10
Product: ADAM metallopeptidase with thrombospondin type 1 motif, 10
Exons: 25
Coding region: 166-3351 (1061 amino acids)
Biological process (GO): extracellular matrix organization; proteolysis
Cellular component (GO): extracellular matrix
Molecular function (GO): metalloendopeptidase activity
Source: RefSeq, a predicted model, not a curated record